Molecule: messenger RNA, 3414 nt
Organism: Papilio polytes (common Mormon)
Lineage: Eukaryota; Metazoa; Arthropoda; Insecta; Lepidoptera; Papilionidae
Product: beta-secretase 1-like
Exons: 9
Coding region: 194-1681 (495 amino acids)
Biological process (GO): membrane protein ectodomain proteolysis; amyloid-beta metabolic process
Cellular component (GO): membrane; trans-Golgi network; endosome
Molecular function (GO): aspartic-type endopeptidase activity
Source: RefSeq, a predicted model, not a curated record
GACAAUCGACGCUCUCAAAAUUGACAAGACAAGCAAAACCGAGACUCAAGAUCGAGGUUUACAAUGUUAUAAAUUAAUGCAAUUUAAUUCAAAAGCAAAACAAAACAAACAUUACGUUUACGUUUUUAAGAAACCUGGAGUACUAAGUAACCUGGUUUAGUAUUGAAUAUCAAAAAUAGUGUUAUGAAGUAAAAUGUUUUGUUUGUCGAAUGUCUUUAUAUUCCAAUUGAUUUUCUUUGCUGAACUCAAAGAAAGUUUUGCUGAGGACUUUAAUCUUUUUGGAGAAGCUGGCCAAGCAUAUUCUAUAGAAAUAAGUAUUGGACACCCUGGUCAAAAGUUAAAUGUCAUAGUGGACACAGGCAGUGCAACAUUAGCUAUUGCAUCAUAUCAGCGGCCUGAUAGUGACAAAUAUUUCCAUUUGAAGAAUUCCACAAGCAUAUAUGAAAGUGGACAAGAGAUUCAAGCUCAGUAUUCCCAAGGCACCUGGGUCGGCAAACUGGUGUCUGAUUAUGUUCAUUUUCCUUCAAUGGUGAAUGUCCCUGAAGUAAGAAGUGAUAUUGCGCUUAUCACAAAGAGUCAUAAGUUCUUUAUGAAUGGUUCAGGAUGGCAGGGCCUUCUUGGUCUGGCAUACUUGCCAGUUGGUGCUUGGGGGGACAAUGUAAUAGUGGGCUCAUGGCUUGACUCUAUGGACCAUAUGCUAAAUAACCCAAUGUCUUUUCAAUUAAAACUGUGCGGUGUUCAGGGUCUUACUAAUGCUACACAUUAUGGGAACUUAAAAAUAUUGGAUGACCAAAUGGUAGCUAAGAACGAAAGUUAUAUUUUUCGCACCCCUGUUUUACGGAAGCGAUGGUUCGUGGUUGGAGUUUUAUCGGUUCAAGUGAUGUCGCCUUCUGACUCGUCGGUUGCUAAGUUAAAGACUGAAAACAAUGCGACAAAUUUCACUCGUGAUCGAUCAAUUUAUGAAAUAGAUGAAGAUUUAUGCCAAAGACUGAAUAAACAGAAAAGUAUUGUGGACAGUGGAACUACGAAUAUAAGAUUACCUGAUGAAUUAUUUACACAGGUUGUGAAUGAUCUUAGGAUUGCCGCACAGAAAAGUAACAUAUUAAUUUUGGACGAGUUUUGGUAUCACGGCGAGGCGGCGUGCUGGCCGCAGCCGCAGCGCUGGUCGCUGCCGCGGCUCGCCAUACAUUUACUCGACUUUGACGCGGAAAACCAAUACUUCACACUCGAAUUACCGCCACAGAACUACAUGCGCGUGGUGUCCGCGAGGGAGGGCGCGGGCCGCGUGGCCGAGUUCUGCUACAAGCUGGGCCUGGAGGCCGGCGGGAAGGAGACCGUUCUUGGAUACACCGCUAUGGAGGGACUUCAGGUGGUAUUUAAUAGAUCCGCGGGCUGGAUAGGUUGGAAGACCUCAAACUGUGGUCCAAACGCGACUAUCAGUGGUCCUUAUAAUACAUCAUCGUCAAUUCUUGUGAAGUGUAAAUUAAUCGAGCCGUUGUCUGACCCGGCGAUAUCUAUAAAGGCGGCUCAGUGGACGUUGUUCGUCAUCUCGAUGGUUGCUUUGGGCGUGUUGAUAUAUUUAUUAACACCCUGUAUAAAGAUGUUGAUUACAAAACCGUUGCCGAGAUCGCAACAGAUUUCUUUAUCUCAAGCGGCUUUGGUGGAACAGGAAGGGACGUAAGUUGGUAAUUAGGAAAUAAGUAACGUUAAGUUAAAGUUUUAAAAAUUACUGAUACACUUGAUUCUUGGUAACAUUUUGUGUGAUAAUUGAAAAAAUAGUGACUUUUUUGGGUUAUAUGUCAAUGAGUUUUAAAAAUUCUAAUUUGGAUUAUUGACCGUUUCUGCAGUAUUUAUUUUAUGCUAAGUUUUAAUAAAUUUAAAAAUAAUCAUUUGUACUGUUACACUUGACAAUAAUAUUUUUUUAUAAUUGUAAUCGGUUUUCAAUAUGUAUAAAUCGUUCUUGCCAGUAAAGUAUUUCAUUGUAUUAAUCACAGCUAUUAAACACAGGUAUUUCAAAACACAUUGUCAUUUUAAAAAGCAGCGUAAAAUAAAAAACAAAUCUUGUUACUAUUUAUUUGUAAGUUUAAUUACGUGUGUGGUACUUAAUUUAUAUCAUAGCUUAGAUUUUUACGUUUAUAUUAUGUGUUUUAUUUUUAACGGUAUAUUACAAACGUGUUUUGCGAUUAAUUUUAUGUUGACCUAAGAUUUUUGAUAUUAGGUUAUGUCUCUAAAAGAGAAUUUAGUUUAAAACUGAUUAUGGUAUUAAAACAAAAUUAGUCAUAUUAAGUUCCUUUUGGGUAGAUAGUUGUUUAAAAUCAAACAUAGAAAUGGACAGGUUGCAUUUAAUAGUAUCUAAAUAUUAAUGAGUGAUUUGUUGAGACAUUGAAAACGAAAUAAAGUUUGACCUUGUAUGGCCUUGGGCUUUUUGUAUUCUUAUUUCAAAGUAUUAGUAUUUUUGUAAAUUAACAGGUAUUACGAGUUACUGCUACUCAGAUAAUGGUUAUUUCAGAAGUCCCUUAGGGUUUUGUCAUGUAACAUUUUCGUUAAGGGACCUGUUUGGCCAAUUUACGACCGAAUGUGACAGAUCUUUUCGCAUGUCAGCUACUGGUAUACCAGUUAGCUUUUACACGUGCCUGUAGCUGGCACGUACCACUAGCUUGCUUUCAAAUGUUCCUGCUACUGGCAUGUAUAUUUUCGACCUUAUUUGUUUUGUAUUAUUUUAUUUACAUUUAUUUUUGUACUUAAUCAGGGAUGUAGUACGAAUUUAGAAAAAUAUAACUGUAUAUAGACGUUUUAAAUUAUUUUUAUGUCUUCAUAUCGUUAAUCUUAAGUAUAUACGAUUUAAUAUAUCACAGCAAAAUAUUUUUCUGUAUUUAACACUGUAUUUUGUAUUUUUCUCUAUGUAAGCAUUUUAAAUCUUCACAUAGAUCUGUAUAGUUUAGACCAAUUUUACACAAUUUUUUAUCGAUCUAUAAUUUAUGGAUUAUAACAUUUAAAUCAAUAGAUAGGAUUAUAUAUUUAACCGUAGCUCAACAGAAAUAACCCCCGCUACAGUUUAUUUUGACACGCAAAGAUCUUACUUGUUUUUGACUAUCUGUACUUGUAUUUUCCAAUCAAUGGAAAGUAUGGAAAGGAGUGCUUACUCCUUUUCUUCCUCAAGAAAGUACGUAAUGUCCGCUCUGUAAUUUUAUAAUAUUUUCGUUUAGAAAUAUUCUUUAUCAAGAAAAUCACAUGCAAUUGUGCAAUAUUAUUAUUUUAUAAGAUUAAAAAAAUUUGGAAUCUCAGAAUUGUAUGAAAUAUUUUUUUACUUCCACUUGUAUUCCUUUGAACUGCUCAGAUUAUUGUGUGAAGUUCAGUGUGAAAGUGACCAAUUAGAGAAGUUGAAUUUUAUUGAAAAUAAAAUUUGUCUUUGAA